GGAGGGAGGGUACAAAAAUAUUUGUUUUACAACAGAUGCUGUUCAGAGAGCUGCAGCUGUCCAAGGAUGGAGAUCCAAUACAGAGCUCAGCUCUGUUUCCCACAUCUCCUCAAUGGCUCCUGCAGGAAGCCCACACUUCACUGGUCUGAAGCUGUUCUCCUGAACACUGUGCAGCUCCACACACCUACUAACAUCCUCCUCCUCUCUCUGGCUGUGUCAGACUUUCUUGUUGGUCUCCUGCUGAUGCCUUUAGAGAUCUACCGAAAAACAUCUUGUUGGUUUUUUGGAGACAUCAUAUGUGUUUUUUUUAUUUUCCUGAGUGGUCACAUAGUAUCUGCUUCAAUUGGGAAUAUUGUUCUCAUUUCAGUUGAUCGCUAUAUUGCCAUUUGUGACCCUCUGCAUUACCCCAACAGAAUUUCUACAGCAAAAGCGAAAUGUUGUGUGUGUCUGUGUUGGCUGUGGUAUGCUUUCUAUAGCAUAUUCCUUUUGAAGGAUCAGCUGAUACAACCACAAAGAAUGAAUUCCUGUGCUGGUGAAUGCUCAGUUAUCAUUCAAUAUGUAGUUGUAACUAUUGAUCUAAUUUUGAACUUUGCAUUUCCAGUUACCAUUAUCAUAGUCCUCUAUACGAGAGUGUUUGUGGUGGCUCUGUCUCACGCUCGUGCAAUGCGCUCUCACAUUGCAUCUGUCACACUCCAACGUUCAUUGAAUGUCAUAACAAAAUCGGAUUUGAAAGCAGCCAGGACUCUUGGUAUUCUCAUUGUUGUAUAUCUUGUAUGUUUCUGCCCAUAUGUUUUUUACUCUCACAAUGAGGUUAAUAUUACCAGUACAUAUGGCAGUUUUGUUUUCUUUUUGUUAUAUUUUAAUUCUUGUCUUAAUCCAUUAAUUUACACCCUGUUUUACCCCUGGUUCCGUAAAGCUAUCAGACAUAUUGUUACUCUACAGAUACUACAGCCUGGCUCUUGUGAGGUAACACUGUAGUGUAGUCUGAGAUUUCUUCAGUCCAAAAAGAUUGGAAAGACACCUGCUUUUUACUGUAGUCAAUACAUAUUUGUUUAAGAUUUUUAUUUUGGAAUAAGCUUCAUCAAAGUAAUACAGAUUUACUUUAGGAAUGUACUUUAGUUUCUGUAUUAAAUAUUUCUCUUUAGUUUGUCAGUACAUUUUGAACACUCAGAAUCUUAAAAAAGUUAAAACUUCUUGUAAAUAUGGAAUAACUUAUUUAGCACAGAUUCAUUUUCUUAAUCUAAAAGAAUUACUGGUGGAAAAAAACAGUUGUUUUUAAAAAAGUACCCUUGAAUAUUUUAUAUCGGCAUUAUGAUCCAGUGUUCCAAUGUUUGCGUGAUGAAAGCCUUUUUGCAACUAUAAACUGAUGAUGUGCAUAAUCCAUAUACACACUAUGUAUAAUUUAGAAAAAGAAUGGAAAUGACAAUGUGAUUUAAAUCAACUUAAAGUUGCUUAUUGUUUUUAUUUUAAGCCGGUCUCUGCCUAUGCCCAUUGUACAAUUACUUUAACAGAAUCAACUUGCUAAACUGGACCGGCAUUAGCAAGUGUAGCAAACAAAUGUAAACUUUAAUGCUAUAAACCAGUGUGAGAACUGUAAUCACUCCAAAAAAAAAAAAAAAAAA
This is a messenger RNA of Fundulus heteroclitus (mummichog), 1622 nucleotides long. Its product is annotated as trace amine-associated receptor 13c-like. The record is from RefSeq and is a predicted model, not a curated record. Gene Ontology annotation, cellular component: membrane. Gene Ontology annotation, biological process: G protein-coupled receptor signaling pathway. Gene Ontology annotation, molecular function: trace-amine receptor activity. Lineage: Eukaryota; Metazoa; Chordata; Actinopteri; Cyprinodontiformes; Fundulidae. The coding region runs from base 67 to 978 and encodes 303 amino acids. The transcript is spliced from 2 exons.